GCUCCUCGGGACUCAGAUGAUCUCCGGAGCCUCAAAACGCGACCACCUCCACUUUGACUCGUAAACCCCGCAGGAUGCAGUUUUAACCCUCCGCUCCGCGCCGCCUCCUCCUUCGACUCAGGACUAUUUGGGAAUUCCAAGCCAACUUUCUGGGACUUUUCCAUCUUCUUCCAUGAUGUUGUCGGAGUUGCUCCGCGCUAACCCGCCGGCUCCCGCUGCUCGUGUAGCCGCCUCGCUGCUCUCUCUCGCCGGACUGCUGCUCACCUCCGAGGCGUUCAACCUGGACGUGGAGUCCCCGGCGGUUUACUCCGGACCCGCCGGAAGCUAUUUCGGAUACGCCGUUGACUUUUACCGGCCAGACUCAUCAAGCGCCAGCGUGUUGAUCGGAGCUCCCAAAGCCCAGACGGAUCAAGUCGGCGUCCAGCAGGGAGGAUCCGUCUUCUACUGUCCCUGGAGCCUCGGCCGGUCCGACUGUCACGCCAUCGAGUUUGACUCAGAAGGCGACCGCAGUGUGCUGAUCAACAUGACGGAACAUCAAGGGGACUUUAAGUCCAACCAGUGGUUUGGAGCCACAGUGCGUUCUCACGGCGACACCAUCCUGGCCUGCGCCCCCCUCUACUCAUGGAGGACAGAGAAAGACACCCCCCUCUCGGACGCUACUGGAACCUGCUACCUGUCGGUCCAGAACUUCACCAAGUUCGUGGAGUACGCUCCGUGUCGCACAGAGAUCAGCGAGGAGUCGGGUCAGGGCUACUGUCAGGGUGGAUUCAGCGCCGACUUCACCACGGACGGAAAAGUGGUGCUGGGCGGCCCAGGCAGCUUCUUCUGGCAGGGUCAGCUGAUCUCUGCAGCCAAGGAGGACAUCAUCAGAGCGUACUACCCCGGGUACUUCAUGCAGUCGGUGCAAGGACAGAUCCAGACCAAACAGGUCCUGGCUGAGCAUGACGACAGUUACCAAGGGUACUCCGUGGCUGUUGGGGAGUUUAGCGGUGACCAGGUGGAAGACUUCGUGGCUGGCGUUCCAAAAAGACUCAUGCUUUACGGCCUGGUGUCUGUUCUGAACGGGACGGAUCUGAAAAUGAUGAUCAACUUCACUGGAGAGCAGAUGGGCUCGUAUUUCGGCUACGCUGUAGCAACCACGGAUGUCAACAGUGACGGUCUGACCGACCUCCUGGUGGGGGCGCCCAUGUUCAUGAUGCGCAGCUCCGACGGGCGGCUGGAGGAAAUAGGGCGGGUCUACGUCUACCUGCAGCGAGGGCCUCUGAACCUGGAGCUCAGCCCGCCUCACCUGACCGGCACUCAGGUGUUCGGCAGGUUUGGCAGCACCAUCGCGCCUCUGGGAGACCUGAACCAGGAUGGCUACAACGACGUGGCCAUCAGCUGUCCGUUUGGCGGUGCCGACCAGCGAGGGCUCGUCUACAUCUUCAACGGACGCUCAUCUGGGCUGGCGGACAAACCUUCCCAGGUGAUCGAGGGUCAGUGGGCCGCAGGGUCCAUCCCCGCCAGCUUUGGGUUCUCACUCCGAGGAGCUCAGGACCUGGACGUGAACGGAUACCCCGAUCUGAUCGUUGGUGCGUUCGGGGUCAACAAGGCUCUGCUCUACAGGUCGCGGCCCAUCGUCAACACCAGCGUCUCUCUGACUAUCUCCCCGACCAUGAUCAACCCAGAGGAGAAGAACUGCCUGGUCACCAGUGGGAACUCCAGUGUGCCGGUUUCCUGCGUCAACCUGAGCUUCUGUGUCUCUGCGGACGGGAAGUUCCUCCCUGACGUGCUCGACUUCCAGGUGGACGUGCAGCUGGACAGUCACAAGCAGAAGCAGAAGGGGGCGGUGAAGCGAGCGCUCUUCCUGGACUCGCUGCUGCCCUCUCUGCAGCGGCGCGUGCGCGUGCGACACGGCGAGCGAGUGUGUAACCAGACCAGGAUCUUCCUGCGGGACGAGAAGGAGUUUCGGGACAAGCUGUCGGCCAUCUUUGUGUCUCUGAACUUCAGCCUGGAUCCAGAAGCAGCGGCCGACCGUCACGGACUGAGACCCGUCCUCAACUACCAGACCACCAGUGUGGUGGAGCAGAAGGCUCAGAUCCUGCUGGACUGUGGAGAAGACAACAUCUGCGUUCCUGACCUGAAGCUCUCCGUCCAUGGGGACAGGAAGGAAAUCUACCUGGGUGAUGAGAACGCGCUGACACUCACCUUCCACGCCAGGAACGAGGGCGAGGGCGGCGCCUACGAGGCGGAGCUGUACGUGGUUCUGCCGCCGGACGCCGACUACAGCGGCAUCGCCCGAAACAAUGAGAGUCUGACCCAGCUAACCUGCAGUUACGAGUCAGAGAACCAGACCCGCUUCCUCAGCUGUGACCUCGGGAAUCCCAUGAAGUCCGGAACCAGCUUGUGGGCAGGACUCCGGUUCACGGUGCCACGGCUCAGGGACACGAACAAAACCGUCCAGUUUGAGCUGCAGAUCCGGAGCAAGAACGAGAACAACUCUCACAGCGAGGUGUCCUUCUACAAGUUGGAGGUGGUGGUCCAGGCCGAGAUCAUUCUGCAGGGAGUCUCUCACCCUGACAAAGUCUUUUUCCCACCGACAAACUGGAAGUCGAACCGGAACUAUGUGUCGGAGCAGGAAGUGGGUCCAGCGGUGGAACACAUCUAUGGGCUGGUCAAUAACGGGCCGAGCUGGAUCAGCAGCACGCACCUGGAGCUCUUCUGCCCGCUCCGUGUUCAGAACCACGACCUGCUGUACCCGCUGGAGUUCUCCACCGAGGGGCCCGUCAACUGCAGCGCUGACCAGAACUUCAACCACCAGCACCUGAAGCUCCUGCGUACGUCCACUGAAGCUCCACACUUGGCCCUCAAGACAGCAGAGCACAGAGGGAGGAGGGAGGCCCGCAGUGGUCAGUGGCCUCACACGACCAACCUGUCCUGCCCCAGCGUAGACUGCUGGACGCUACAGUGUCAUGUGGGUCUUCUGAAGAAGGGGUCCACGGCCAUCCUGAAAGUCCGAUCCAGAGUCUGGGCAGAGACAUUUAUGGAGAGGCCGUAUAAACACUACGUGCUGGAGUGUUUGGCCCGUUACAGUGUGAAGAAGAUGCCGUACCUCAUCCCACCCAAACAUGCCGCCUCUGGACACAGGAAGGUCGUGACCCCGGUGGUGUGGAACAAGCCCGACAAGGAGAACUCUGUCCCCCUGUGGAUCAUCAUUCUGGCCAUCCUGGCGGGUCUGUUGCUGCUGGCUCUGCUCAUCUACGUGCUAUACAAGCUUGGGUUCUUCAAGCGCUCGUUGCCGUACGGAACAGCAAUGGAGAAAGCUCAGCUCAAACCUCAGGCUGCUUCAGAGGCGUAGGGACCAUCACAAUCCACAAGCCCGGACCCAAGAACCAAAUGAGUUUCACCAGAACCACAGAGACGUCCCAGACUGCAGGGUCGACAGAACCACGUGCACUGAACCUUCCAACUGAGACCCACCAACCACAGAGAACCAAUCCAUUGGACGGAUAACCAAAUAUCUUCAGAACCAAAGAUGCGGGCCGAGCGACUGCAACCUAGAACCAGAUCUUUAUGGGAAUUUAACUUGAUGGGUCGGACCCGGGAUCCCCCCCCAGUGACUUGUACAGUUUGGUGCUAAAGCUCACGGACAAGUGUAGGUCACAUGACCCACAGCCAAAUAGUGAUUUUUCUAAUUUAAGACCUGAGCAGGGAGCCUGUGGGUGCAGCGCCCCCUGCAGGAUGAGCGGGUUUGUUUUGUUUUUAGUUUUGCACUCAAAGGAAAUCUACUGAUUUUAUAUUUUAACGGACUGUUGGACUUCCUUUGGGUUCUGAUGACGUCACACUGAAAUGCAGGGUCAACCAAGGUCACACUGGACCAUCGCAGGACGAUGACGUAGAAUCUCAGAGUUCAUUUGAAAUAAAUGUUCAUGUUUUUAGCUUUUAUUUUUAGUUUAAAUCACCAGAAUCUCACUCAGACUAGACCAGAUGAACAGGGGAUGUGAUGCUUCAUCGAAGUCACUUUACUGUUGUACAUUCAAAACUGAUCAAAGCUCAAAAUCUGAGUUCAGGCGGUCGGACUGGAUCUGGCUGUCUGAUCGACUACAUCUGAACAAGAGCAGGUGACCGGCAGUCAGAGAAAUGUCAAUGCCAGUGAGUCCUUUUAAAGAGGGAUUGGAUUAUUUUACAACUGAAACCACAAAAACAUCUCUGAGGUUCUGAAUCAGGUCUGUGAUGGUUCUGUGUCAUGUGACCUUCAAAAAGAACCCGAACUUGGAAGCUGGAACUUUGACAAUCAAGCGUCCGCUUGUGUGACGGCGGCUCUGACUUCACCUCUGAGUGUGUGUGAGAGUGUGUGUGUUAUAUUUAUGAAUGCCUGUAAUCCUUGGAUGAAACGUUCGGCUUCAGUGAACUCCGGAGCCACACCCUCUUUCGGGAGGCAACCGCUCUGGAAGUGCAAUAUUUACAUUCACAUCACUUUUGUUUCCUGGCUCCGUCACCGCUGCAACACGUCCUCUUAUUUAAAGCGUCCGAUAAAGUGUGUCUGAGAAAGCGUGCGCUGUCGAGUCAAACGUUUCCCUCCACGGUUCAGUUUGUGGCUCAACUCUUCUCCACUUCCUGUCCUGUUGUACAAACAUGGCCGUGGAGGCAAACAGCUGAUCGUUGUGAACAUUGUCGCCCCAUAUUGGGGAGAACGUUUGUUUCUAAUGUGCUAUUUGAAAUAAAAUUUCCCUUUUUACCA
This is a messenger RNA of Synchiropus splendidus (mandarinfish), 4720 nucleotides long. It is a transcript of the gene itga5, whose product is annotated as integrin, alpha 5 (fibronectin receptor, alpha polypeptide). Lineage: Eukaryota; Metazoa; Chordata; Actinopteri; Syngnathiformes; Callionymidae. Gene Ontology annotation, cellular component: integrin complex; external side of plasma membrane. Bases 173 to 3337 code for a protein of 1054 amino acids. Gene Ontology annotation, molecular function: integrin binding. The transcript has 30 exons. The record is from RefSeq and is a predicted model, not a curated record. Gene Ontology annotation, biological process: cell-cell adhesion; integrin-mediated signaling pathway; cell adhesion mediated by integrin.